AUGGCUGGAACGAGUUGGCUCUGGUGUGCUCUCCUGCUCACAGCGGAGGUUUCCUGGGGGAAAGUCUACUUCUCAGAGACGUUCGACGAUACCUGGGCAAGCCGAUGGACACUGAGCAAGUGGAAAGACAGCGAGAAGGAGAAGAUGGGGAAGUGGGUGCUGUCGGCCGGACGUUUCUUCAGAGACCCUUCGGAAGAUCAAGGAAUUCAGACGGCAGAGAUCAUGAAGUUCUACGGCGUUGCUGCUGCCUUCGAGCCCUUCAGCAACGAAGGCAAGGAGCUCAUCAUUCAGUACCAGGUGAAGUACGAGAAGGACCUUGGCUGCGGCGGUGGCUACCUGAAAGUGGGGCCAAGCAAGGAGGACUUGGCCUCUUUUGGGGAGCCGACACCGUAUCACAUCAUGUUCGGCCCGGACCAGUGCAACACUGACAAGCGGACCCACCUCAUCUUUAGCUAUCAAGGCAAGAACUACCUUAAAAAGUCGGAGCUGCCUUACAAGCAGGAAGGUGAAGGCAUCUCUCACCUGUACCGACUGCACCUGAAGCCGGAUAGUUCCGUUCGGGUCGAGGUGGACGGUGAGCAGAUCUACGAAGGCUCGCUGAAGGACGAUUGGGACAUGCUGCCAGCCAGUCGGAUCCCGGACCCUAGCGACCAUAAGCCCGAAGAUUGGGUUGAGCAGGAGAAGAUUGAGGACCCGACUGACAUGAAGCCCACAGACUGGGCACAGCAGGCACAGAUCGUCGACUCCCAUGCCACGAAGCCAGAGGAAUGGGAUGACGAAGAGGAUGGAGACUGGGAGCCGCCGAUGGUCGACAAUCCUGCAUUCAAGGGCACGUGGUCCCCGCGCAUGAUAGCAAACCCGGCAUAUCGUGGGAAAUGGGAAGCGCGGAUGGUUCCCAAUCCUGCGUUCGUGGAUAAGCCCGACUUGUACAAGUACGACGACUUUGGCUAUGUAGGCAUUGACGUUUGGCAGGUAAAAGGAGGAACCAUCUUUGACAACAUCAUCCUGACAGACAGCAUUACGGAAGCGGAUGAGUUUGCAGCGAAAUGGAAGGUCCUACGUGAGGCAGAAAUGGCCGAGAUGACGAAGGCAGAAGAGGCCCAGCGAGAAGCCUUUGAGAAAGCAAAAGCGAGCCGAGCUGCCCGAGCUGCGGCAAAGAAGGCCGAAGAAGGCGCCAAAGCCUCAAAGAAGGGCAAGAGUGAAAGCGGGAAGGCUGACGGCCCCGGCACUUCGGAGGAGCUCUGA
Messenger RNA from Symbiodinium natans, 1245 nucleotides. NCBI's taxonomy places the organism in Eukaryota, Dinophyceae, Suessiales, Symbiodiniaceae. The record is from the annotation of a GenBank genome assembly.